This is a messenger RNA of Siniperca chuatsi (mandarin fish), 4067 nucleotides long. It is a transcript of the gene abhd17c, whose product is annotated as abhydrolase domain containing 17C, depalmitoylase. Gene Ontology annotation, molecular function: palmitoyl-(protein) hydrolase activity. Bases 411 to 1295 code for a protein of 294 amino acids. The record is from RefSeq and is a predicted model, not a curated record. Gene Ontology annotation, cellular component: endosome membrane; plasma membrane. NCBI's taxonomy places the organism in Eukaryota, Metazoa, Chordata, Actinopteri, Centrarchiformes, Sinipercidae. The transcript has 3 exons. Gene Ontology annotation, biological process: protein depalmitoylation.
GAUAUCCGGUUGUACCGGAAGACCAGCUUGUCUCCAUUCUAGAGAAAUGUCCAUUCUCUUUCUUACAAUGCAUUAGCAACAAACCUUGACAUUUAGCAGUUAAUGUGUUACAAGGGCGGAGUUGUUCUACCGAGACCAGUCGCUGCACUGUUUUGUGUUGUACAAUAAUAUUAAUUUAAAUGUGGCGUUUUAGUUAAUCUCUAAUCUACAUGAAGUCUGAGUUUUGUUGUUAGCUAACGUUACCUGCCAGCCGGCUAGCGCGUUAGCUGCAAAGCCGAGAGACAGAGCCACCUGUCAUUCAACACUGCUCGUUAAAGUCUGUUAAUGAUAAAUAAGUAGGACCUCAAGCCAGGAGAGAAUUGACAUUUUGUUUCAACAGAAGUUAAUUAACCGGGUAACACCGCGCCUAAAUGCCCGAACAAGGCCCCAGGAUGAAUGGGUUUUCUCUCGGCGAACUGUGCUGGCUGUUCUGUUGCCCUCCCUGUCCCAGUCGCAUCGCGGCCAAGCUAGCUUUCCUCCCACCGGAGCCCACGUACUCUGUGCAUACCGAUGCUAACGGGGUAACUAGCUUACAUUUAACCGAACGGGCGGACUGGCAGUACUCCCAGCGUGAGCUAGAUGCUGUUGAAGUUUUUAGCACCAGAAGCAGUCGGGGUAACCGGGUUGGAUGCAUGUUUGUGCGUUGCGCCCCGAAUAGUCGGUACACCUUGCUGUUUUCCCACGGUAACGCCGUGGACCUGGGACAGAUGUGCAGUUUUUACAUCGGCCUCGGCUCCAGGAUAAACUGCAACGUGUUCUCCUACGAUUACUCAGGCUACGGAGUCAGCACUGGCAAGCCUUCUGAGAAGAACCUGUAUGCGGACAUCGAGGCGGCCUGGCAGGUCCUGAGGAACAAGUAUGGUGUAACACCUGAGAACAUCAUCCUGUAUGGUCAGAGCAUCGGCACUGUGCCCACCAUCGACCUGGCUGCUCGUUAUGAAUGCGCCGCUGUCAUCCUACACUCACCACUAAUGUCAGGGCUACGGGUGGCCUUCCCUGAUACACGAAAGACCUACUGCUUUGACGCCUUCCCCAGUAUUGACAAAGUGUCCAAGGUGGCGUCCCCAGUGCUGGUGAUCCAUGGUACGGAGGACGAGGUGAUCGACUUCUCCCAUGGCCUGGCCAUGUACGAGCGCUGUCCCCGUGCCGUCGAGCCCUUGUGGGUGGAGGGAGCCGGCCACAACGACAUUGAACUGUAUGCUCAGUACCUGGAGAGACUCAAGCAGUUCAUUUCCUUUGAGCUUCCCACCUCCUGAGAGAAGCUCUGCACUCAGGCCAGGGUUCAUCUCAGCACACCCAAGAAGCCUCCUCCUUAUCAUCUCCCAACUUCCUCUCUUAGCAUAGGGGCAGGACUGGAGUAAGCUGAUCACACUGUUCUCCCCUGUCCUUGGGGCCAUUUCAGGGUGGGAAUGUGUAGUACUGUAGUGGACUGGAAGAGGAGGUGGUUUUAGAUUAUUGAGGUGCAGCCGAAGGUAAGGCCAGUACUGGCCAGACGUGAAGCUUAGGCUUAACAUGUUGUGUUCCCACAACCUGGCUGGUGCUCCUACUUGUGGACACAGUUUGCCAAUGAACCCGGGCCUAGGUGGUGUUUGCACUCGCUGCUCAAUCUGGAUUCAUUUCCCACUCCAGCUCUCAGCCUCCUUCCCUUCCUCUACUCACUGUCUCCCUCACCUUUUCUGUCAGUGUCUCUCACUGUGAUCUUCAGUCUGUCACAUUUCCUUGUUCUUCCCUGUGUUUCUUCCAUGAUCCCUGCUUUUCUUUUGACUGAGAGUCUUUGCAAUGUUCAACCUGGAUUUUUGUAUUCUUUUAUACCAAGUAAGAAAGUAUCAAUUUUGCACCUCAACAUACAAUUGAAGUUUUUUACUUUUUUUUUUAAGUUACCAUUCAGGGGUGAUUAAAUAAUUGCACUUUUAAUGUGCAGAUAUUUUCAGGUAAUGAUUUUUUCUGUGCUUGGAUAUGUAUAUGUUGAUUCAUUUUGUUAUUGGCAUUCCAGGUUUUUCUUAAUUGUAGGUUUUUUUUGUUUGUUUUUUUUCAGGGGGGGUGUGUGUUUAAAAGCUGUUAACCAGAGUGUGCCCUUGCACACCUGGCCUUUGUAGCUGUGAUCUUUGUAGUCCUGAUUCAUGCUGCUCUCUCAUACAGGGAGCCGAUAACGCCAAACUUCAUUGAGAAAUCUGCCAAUUUACAAUAUGCCUUGCACACUGGCAAACACACAUACAUACCCAAUACUUUGGAACCACUGGUAAAUUCAGCAUACAAACGGCACCUUCAGUAAUUACUUCAGUAAAAUGCCAAGAUUCAGAAUUUGUUUGGCUGUUCACAAUAAUUGUACAAGUGAUACACAAUAGAAGGCAGCGGUAAAGAGCAGUGUGAACCUAGUGUUUAUUGAAAUACAUUGUGAUCAUCUCUUGCAGAAGUUAAUGCUGAAUUUACCAGAGGACCUAAAUCAUUUGUAAAAUGCCUCAACAGGUCGUUAAGUAAACUGAUUUUUAUCAACCUAUGUUGCAGAAAACAAACACAUCUUGACAUCCCAGCACCUGGUUAAGCCAUUGUCAAAAAAGUGAUAUUGCUCCAUAACCCACAGUCUAAUUAAGAUGGUCAUUUUGUGUAUGCAUCAAAAUUCUCACUUAUAGUAUAUGUAAAUUGUGUCACACCAGGUGCGUACCUUUUCCACUAAGCAAUGCAGCAAAGAAUAUCCCAAAUAAAGAGAGAACAGCAGGUAUCGGGGCUAUGCUUUUGUUAACUGCAGAUCAUGGGGUAAUAAGACUUGACAGCUGUUUCAAACAGAAACACACUUGACUCAGUACUGUAAAGUGAAGCCAGGGAGCAUGGUGCUGGGUUUACCUGCAGACAGAAGACACUAAACUGUGAACUCUGCUCCAUGUGAAGAUAUUCAUGGUGAAAAUCCUGUCGCUAGGUUUGGGUGUGUACUUAAUUUAUCAUUUCACACUGCAAAUAAAGCCUUAUGUUUGUAGACAUUUCACCCAGUCCUGUCAACUACAGCAGGGCUCUCGUGGUCUUCGGGAGGACUGAUAACUGCUGCUAUUCAUCAGAGGAAUCAAUCAAUCACUGAAAGCCAGACAGUUUGGGGAAUACUGAAAUAACAGCAAGGUACUAAAACCAAAUUCAGCCUGACUACUUUCAUCCCCUUUUGUCAGCCAUAUGUUCCUGCCUGCAGUAGGAGGGGAAUCAGCCAGGGAUGCCCUCUUUUACCGAUACUGUUGUCUGCUGAGCUCUGUGAUAGUUUGCUCUUAUCCCAGAUCGAACUCCAAAGAAACAAGAAAUGGAAUGCCGCGGAAGUAAGCAACGCAUGUAAAUCACAUCUAUUUGAAUCAUUUGUUCUUUUCCCCCUGCAAAUGAAAAAAAUAAAGUAAAACACUAAAAUAAUGAAGUUAAACACUAUCACGUUAAAGUAAAACAAACAAAAAAAUAAGUAAAACACUAUCACAUUGAAGUAAAUGCUGAAAAUGUUUUCCGCAAAGGAUUGUGUUUGAGGGAUAUUUGCAUAGCAACUUCUGAUCGUUUGAUCCGUGUAUUGCUGUGAAGUGGUUUGUCAGGUGGGUAUUAGUGUUUUCUGAUUAUAGCUAAUGGGCCAAUGUUAUUGGAUAACAGGCCCUUGAUCAUCUCUAGUAUAUUUCCUCUAGCUCGUCUUUUUAAUGGAAAUGAAGACCCUGCUUUAGUCCUUAUUGUUUUGAUACUGACAUUUUUACGAGGUUAACUGUUGAUAGAUUUACACUGUCUCUGAAGCUGGUUUGUACGAUAAUCCUCUGUAAUGGUAUACUUCAAUAUCUUCUCUAUGUUAGCCCUUACACGGGGCUCUCUAGUCUCUUUGAUUUUAACACUGGAAUUAUGAUAUGCAAAUGAAAGGCAGAUGAAGCUUGUAGAAUCAGAUUUUGGUAAUAGUGUGUAAAACAUGAAAUAAGCCUUAAACAUGCCGUGAAACAGAUUGUCAAACGUGAUGGUUCUUCCAAGAAAGCAGCACAAUGGAUGUUUUAAUGCUUAUAAUGGAAUAAAGGAUGCAUGGAAGUGUG